Molecule: messenger RNA, 1649 nt
Organism: Abrus precatorius (Indian licorice)
Lineage: Eukaryota; Viridiplantae; Streptophyta; Magnoliopsida; Fabales; Fabaceae
Product: rhodanese-like domain-containing protein 9, chloroplastic
Exons: 6
Coding region: 37-750 (237 amino acids)
Cellular component (GO): chloroplast
Source: RefSeq, a predicted model, not a curated record
GUUCAGAGGGAUAAGAAUAACAUAAAUUUUAAUGCCAUGGCAGGGACUGGUUUCUACACCUCCUGUCUUUCCUCCUCCAGCAACUUAGGGACAUGUUGGUUGGUAUUAAAAACUCACAAUGCAAGGGCCGUGCCAGGGAAUCUGAAACUACACGGAAGGAGAAGAUUGACAAUACAAGCAGAAGUGAAUUAUGUAAAUGCUGAAAAAGCUAAGGAACUUUUAGAAGUGGAUGGAUAUGUAGUUCUUGAUGUGAGGGAUAAAACUCAGUUUGAGCGAGCUCACAUAAAAUCAUGUUAUCAUGUGCCUCUUUUUAUUGAAAAUAAAGACAAUGAUCCUGGUACAAUUGUAAAAAGAACUCUGCACAAUAAUUUUUCUGGGUUGUUCUUUGGGUUACCAUUCACUAAGCCAAAUCCUGAUUUUGUACAAUCUGUUAAGAAUCAGUUUUCGCCUGAAAGUAAACUUUUGGUUGUGUGCCAGGAAGGACUGAGGUCUGCUGCAGCAGCAGAUAAGUUAGAGGAAGCUGGUUUCUCAAAUGUAGCAUGCAUAACAUCUGGCCUUCAAACUGCAAAACCAGGGACAUUUGAUUCUGUUGGGUCCACAGAGUUGCAGGAUGCUGGCAAAGCUGGUUUGGUGACAAUCCAAGGAAAAAUCUCAACUGUGUUGGGAACUGUUCUUAUUUGUGCAUAUUUAUUCAUUACCUUCUUCCCUGAGCAAGCAGAGAAGCUAUUCCAAAUGGCCCCUACAGGCUAAGCCUAAAAAUUUCAUUAAUUUUAGUCUUUCUUGAUUUUCUUCUUCCCCCCUCAUUGUGCAUGUAGCAUAAUUAAGGAACGUGAGAAUAGAAUUGAGGAACAUAAUAACAUGAAGUAUGUAUAAAGUGAUGGAAGAGUUAGUAAUGUCAGUAAGACUAUAAUGAUAAAAAAAACAAUUUGUUUAUCCCAUUGGUGAAUGCCCAUUUCCAAUGUUUAAGAUACCAUUUUUUUCGAAUAUGCAUUACUAGGACCGUAUAUUUAGCAGUAUUCCAUGUACUGAGUGGCCGAACCCGGUAUAUAUUAGCAGUAUACCAUUUUUAUAUCUGGUUACCUUGUAUUUCAAAAAAGGUGAUAUGAUGUUUUAUAAACUUGGAGAAGCACACCACAAAAACUAGCCUCUGUAGUUGGAGAGCUCAAUACUUUAUAAACCUACACUAGAAUUCCAUACUUCCAAUGUGAAACUCAAUCUCAUACCUUGCAAUUAGGAUCCUAACAUCACACCACACUCGUUGUGCACUAGCCCCUUAACUAGUCCUGAGCGAAUGGAAAUAUCAGUGUCACCUCCCACUGCAAUGCCAGUGUUACUACCUACGUGUUUGUUUGUAGUUGAGAAACAUGGUGAAAAGCGUUGACACUACUUGACAAGAACUUUGGGAGAAUCACACUAUAAAAGUUAGUGAUUGUAUUUGCAGAGUACAAGGCCUUUUAAACCCUACACUAGAAUCUCACACUUCCAGUGUGGAAUUCAAGUCUCAUACAUUGCAAUUAGGAUCCCAAUAAUGCCUAACAGAUUUUGUAACAAGUUUUAAGAGUAUGUUUGAAACAUAUUCAUCACAUUAUUCUAACAACACGAACUUCUAUAAUGAUUAACUUGAAACAUGUAACUAGUUGAAUGAAUUU